AUAUAUGUUGAUUUCACGCUACAUUCGGAGCAUUGCUCAGCAUUGUUAUAAGAACUCACACGUCAAGAUCGUGUCAAGCAGGAGAUGUUAAUUUAUCCGCGAUUAUCGUUCCAAUAUUGACAAUAUAUGCCAGAAAGAAAAUAGCACGAUAUAUCGCUUUUGUAAUAUAUAAAAAAGAUUCUCUGACGUGAAAAUUGCGUCUUUUCGGAAUUUUGCGGAACAAUUAGAUUAUCAGUAGAUUAAUUUUUCUUGAGAAGGACACAAUCGGAUUUGAAAACUAUCAGACCUCUCUUACGUUUUGUUGGCGCAAGAAGGACUGUCUGUCCCAGCGGGCUUUAUGAGCAAGCAGGAUUCAUUCUAUAGUUAGAUAUAAGUGUCUCCCUAAGCGCUUACAACAGCUUACAUACAGCUUUGUUUUCCCCAGAAAUUCGCAGUGGGCCGAAAAUAAACACGGAACCGGCGUGACGCCGGGAACAGACGUCUCCUUUGACGCGAUCGUAGUGCUUGGAAGACUCAGGAAUCACACCAUGUCGUCCCUCGUGCAGAUAGACGGCAGUUUGGGCGAGGGUGGUGGACAAGUGUUACGAAUUGCUCUCAGCUUGAGCACGCUCUAUGGUAUCCCCAUCGAAAUCGAGAAUAUACGUGCUGGAAGGCCCAAGCCUGGUCUCGCGGCACAACAUUUGAAAGGUGUGGAACUUGUUAAGGAGAUGUGUAAUGCCCAAGUCAGAGGUGGAUACAUAGGAUCGACACGUUUGGAAUUCCGUCCGGGUCCACUAAACAAAACCAAGAGAACGUUUGUAGCAGACACAAAAACUGCUGGAUGCAUUUGCUUACUGGCGCAAGUAGCACUGCCGUGUGCCCUCUUCUUUCCAUGUAACGAUACGAUCACGCUCAUUUUUAAGGGUGGAACGAACGUUCCUAUGGGGCCACACAUAGAAUAUAUGACAGAAGUAUUCAAACCAUUGCUGAACAAAUUCGGAGCAAACUUUGAUUUCGUAGUUGUGAAGAGGGGAUAUUAUCCAAAGGGAGGAGGCGAGGUACAUUUACGCAUAAAACCGAUCAGUAGCUUAAACGCGAUUACCUUAAUCGAUCUGGGAAAUCCUCGAGGAAUAACAGGAUGGUCUUAUGUGGCUGGAUCAGUUCACAUAAAUGAAGCGCAUACAAUGGCCAAUGAUGCCAAAGCAAUUUUAACAAAUAAAUUAGUGAAAAGUAACAUUCGAGUACCACCAAUUACGAUUGAAGCUUACAGAGAAGACAGAGCAAUGGCUGUUGGAAACGGCUCUGGUAUUAAUAUAGUGUGUAACACCAGCACGGGAUGCGUUCUCGGCGGCUCCGGAUUAGGUUCCGGAAGACAAGAAGGACCGCCGGCAGGUGAAACAGCAGCUAACGAGAUUUUAAAGCCACUCCUGACAGGGGCGUGUGUUGACGAACAUACGCAGGAUCAGAUGAUAAUUUUAAUGACAUUGGCGAAAGGUACUUCGCAAAUCAAAGUCGGAGAUAAGAAGCUCACUUGUCACACGGAAACUGCUAUGCAGGUUGCAGAAAUAAUGUUGGGUAAACGCGGACUUCGCUUCAACUUGUCAAAAAGUGCCGAAGAUGGGGACACUUCAUCUUAUAUUUUGGAAUGUCAGGGAUGUGGGUUGAUUAACGAUAAUGUGGUUAAACAAUGAACAUAUGAUGUUUUAUAUUUAUCGUUGCGCACAUGUUUUGACGUAAGUAUUAUGUCGAUCAAUUGGCUUUCAUAUUUGCCAUUAUUAAGUAAAUUGCAACGUCGACAUUAACAUUCACAUAUACUUUCAAGAGAAUUUUGUAAGAAGUUGAAGUCGUUUAAGUAAUACAGUUCAUUAACAAACAUCAUUAUAUAUACAAUGUGCUAUGAUUUUCUGUGUGCUAAAUCAUGAUUAUUUGUUUAAUGUACUGUAUCCUAAAAUUAACACAUCAAGCAAAAAGUUUUCAAACGAA
Molecule: messenger RNA, 1962 nt
Organism: Acromyrmex echinatior (Panamanian leafcutter ant)
Lineage: Eukaryota; Metazoa; Arthropoda; Insecta; Hymenoptera; Formicidae
Gene: Rtca
Product: RNA 3'-terminal phosphate cyclase
Biological process (GO): RNA processing
Cellular component (GO): nucleus
Molecular function (GO): RNA-3'-phosphate cyclase activity
Source: RefSeq, a predicted model, not a curated record